This is a messenger RNA of Equus quagga, 2038 nucleotides long. RefSeq names its product CEA cell adhesion molecule 19 (gene CEACAM19). Lineage: Eukaryota; Metazoa; Chordata; Mammalia; Perissodactyla; Equidae. The transcript is spliced from 7 exons. The record is from RefSeq and is a predicted model, not a curated record. Bases 67 to 1272 code for a protein of 401 amino acids.
AGACUUGCCUCUUUCCUUGAGCCUCAGCUUCCCCGUCUGUGAAGUGGGAACAGUUCUGCACGGUGGAUGCUGGACAAGGUGGCACGUGUUGGGCCCGCCUGCCCUGUGGGGAUGGCUCAACCAGACGCCACCUGGACUGUUGUCCUAAUUACUGCUGUUGCUACUGCCAGUCAUCCGAGUGGGAAGGAGAGGCUGAGGGAGUCCAGGAAGCCCCAAGGAGUUCACAGCCACCCUGGAAAACUGGUCCAGCCGGUGUCUGCAUCCGUCCCGGGCAGCACGGGCGAAGCUCGGGAGCCUGCGGAAAGUGGGCGCUGCGGUUCGGCCGGCCUCGGCCAUGUGUCCAAGGGACCCCCAAGGUUCCCGCUGAGCUGGCCCACUGCAGACAGCCAGGGCCCAGCCCUCGGGCCCCCUCCAUGCCCAGCAGGUGACCCCUUGGCAUCUCCACAGGACGCCAAGAUGGAGGCUCCCGUGGGGGCCCAGUGCCGCUUCUCAAAGGGACUCCUGCUCUCAGCCUCCAUCUUGGUCCUCUGGGCCCCCCAAGGCUCCUGGGCUGCCCUCCGCAUCCAGAAGAUUCCAGAGCACCCUCAAAAGAACCAGGAUCUUCUCCUGUCUGUCCAGGGCGUCCCAGAAACCUUCCAGGACUUCAACUGGUACCUGGGGGAGGAUGCCUAUGGCGGCACGAGGCUCUUCACCUACAUCCCGGGGCUGCAGCGGCCCCAGAGGGACGGCAGCACCAUGGGGCAACGAGACAUCGUCGGCUUCCCCAACGGCUCCAUGCUGCUGCGUCGCGCCCAGCCCGGCGACAGCGGCACCUACCAGGUCGCUGUCACCGUCAACCCCGCCUGGACCAUGCGGGCCAAGACUGAGGUUCAGGUGGCCGAAAAGCAUCAGGAGCUGCCCAUUACACAACUGCCUAUGAGUGCUGGGAUCAUGGCCGCCAUCAUCAUUGGAUCUCUUGCUGCCGGGUCCCUCUUCAUUGGCAUCAUUGCCUACAUCCUGGUGACAAGAGGCUGGAGGAGCCAGAGCCACAGGAUGACGACAACGGAGAAGCGGGAGCUGGGCCCCCGUCGUAACCCUGGCGACAACAACAUCUAUGAAGUGAUGCCGUCUCCAGUCCUCCUGGUGUCCCCCCUCAGUGACACGGGGCUCAUGAACAUGGCCACGCCCCCAGCCGUCCCCCUGCCCCUGCCACCGAAGCCAGAGAGCCACCACUACCAGGACCUGCUGAACCCCGACCCUGCCCCUUACUGCCAGCUGGUGCCAGCCCCCUGAAGGGGGUCCCGGGCCAGGCAAAGCCUCGGCCGUCCCCUGGGGGCCUCGCACCUGCAGAAAAGUGACACCGCAGACCCAACAGGACCAGGCCAUCGGGGCUGUGGGGCUGACAAGGUGGACCCGGCCAGAGACUCAGUGUGGCACUGGGCAGGCGUCCUGGGUGAGGGACAGGAGACCGUGACGGGCCCAGCUCCUCGCUCCCCCUCUGAGUGUGCGACUCGCCCUUCAGACUGGUCCUGCCAGCACCCUGGCCUGGGCCGCGUGCCUGCAAAAAGCCAGCUCUUACCGCCCCCGCCCCAAAGCCCCGCAUCCAGCUAUUUCGGGGCAGGGAGGGUGGUCUUGGGCCUGCCUCCAGCCGGGCCUCACAGGCGCCCACCUGGCUGGGCUCCCAACUGUUGGCCCACAACACUCCACCCCGACUCUGCCGGUUGCCCUCAGAGCCCCUUCCCCAGGGACGAGGCAGCCCCCGCCCCCACCACACACACCCCAGAGGUCAAGGUCCGCCAGUGACCCCGGCUGCCAGACCCCUUCCCCUCUUGGGCAGAUCCAUCCCUUCUCUACUCCCCCCACCCCUGCUCCCAAAUGCGGGCCCAGUCUGCCACCCCUUACUUUAUUCAUUCAGUCAGCAACAAAGAGGCUGUGGGCCACACACUAUUCUAGAUCCCACAGCUUAGCCGGGGAAGGAAAUGGACAAAACCUCCUGCUCUCCCAGACGGACACUCUGGCAGGAGAGAGAGUCAGGAAACGAAAUAAAUCACUAACCUUC